Molecule: messenger RNA, 339 nt
Organism: Lindgomyces ingoldianus
Lineage: Eukaryota; Fungi; Ascomycota; Dothideomycetes; Pleosporales; Lindgomycetaceae
Exons: 5
Coding region: 1-339 (112 amino acids)
Source: RefSeq, a predicted model, not a curated record
AUGGGGCUUGUGCCACUAAGGCUACUAGCAGGGGCUUGCCCCUGUCGAGGCGCUCUCCCCAUCCCGUCUGAGCUUGCUGAGAUAAAACCACGAAGCGUCAACUUCCGCCUAUGCCUAGCACGAGACAAGUUGUACAGCAGGUACAACUACGCAAAAUUAUUUUUUGCAAAGUUUGACCAAGCAUUUGUCUUGAGCAUACGUGCCUUGUUGAUCGAGUUGUGUGGGUGGACGCAAAAAGAAACUGGGAAGGAGAGUGGGUGCCCUUUUCCGCGUAAGAGGGGAAAGUGGUUUGUUUUCCGCUUUACCGUGAUUAAUCAGCUAACGCACGGUCUCACCUGA